CUCGCGUCGAAGAGGAGACAGCUCAUUACCAUAAUAUAUGGGCACCAAUCACCCCGGGUGCAGUAUUCAACACUAUUCGAUACCUGCAAACCGAUCCGCCGAUGUUUUCAGACGAACAGAAACUUGAUGGCCAUUUACAACUCAGUACAUGAUUAAAGGAUGGAAAGACCGUCUAAGCGGCCUCGCUUGUCACUACCUGGGGAUUCCGAACAGUUCCCUGACGAUUUCGAUGUACAAGAAGCCCGUGCUCGGAACGACCUGCGUCUUAAAUCUGUCUUCGAGAGCAUAUUCGAGAAGUAUGGGAAGGACUUCACCGAUGUGGGAGACGAAAUAGAUCUACAGACCGGCAAGAUAAUCGUGGACAAUGGUCAUCUGUCGAAUCUGCAGGCCGAGGGUGACCUUGGACGGAUUGAUGAGCCUACAUCCCACGUGGAACAGCCUCUCUCACCCGUAUCAUCUUCUCUCGACUUUCUGCCCAACGGUCAAGAGCAUGACGUGGAUAGUGCCUCUGGUGAAUUGGAAAACGAUGUCUCAGUGAAUGGCGUUGAAGAGUUGUAUGAAGCGACCGUCCAUCAAGAGAGGGGAUUCCCGCUUAGCCUCUCAAACAACGAGAAUACGUGCGCUGGCGCCUUCUGUGAGGUUCAUGAGCCUGAGUCAGAUCAUGUCACAGAAAGCGUUCAUUCACACAUCAAAGGCCUUCAAAAUGGUCUCUUGGGGAAGCCCUCGAAGUUGUCUCUCAAGGACGCCGCAGCACUAACGGAAGUCACGAACCUGCCCAAAAGUAAAUCAGCUCUAUCACCCGAUGGUGUCUGGGAACGACAACAAAACAUAGACCCAGUGUGGCAAGUACCUGAGAUUGAAGCAAAGUUCUCGACACCCACAGUCAGCAAAAAGAUGUCUCGUUCUCCAAUGCCACCGCAAAGAGCACGGUCAGCGUCACCUCCAGGGGCUGGCUCUAUCUGGGCACUUCCUACUCCCGGCCGGAAGCGGAAUACAGAUAUUGCGAAGAAGACCAAAAAUGUGGUCGGCUUUGACAAGCCAAAGCGCAAGCGCAGUUCUACGUCCAAAAAGAAAGACUGGAGUUUUGCGGUUAUUCCAGACUCGAGUGAUUCUGAUGAUCCUCUACAGGAGGAUUAUCAACCAUCACCUACGUCAAGGGCUCCAUCAGUUAUCAGGGCCAGCAAGCUUGCCCUAACUGCCCCAGAAAUUGAAAAGAGCAGCUCUAUGGAAGAAACGUUUGCUAUCCUUGACACUACUGAAGAGCCCAAUGAGCCGCUACCGUGUAAUGGCUCUAGCAGACUACAUGAUUCAAAUGCAGAACGAGAGCAGCCAUUGAGUCUAGAUACAAGCAGUUUGGCGGAAUCUGGACCUGGAGAACCACCUGAUGAACCUCAAGGCCCUGAAGAACUUGAAGAGCCUGAGAAACCCGACGAGCCUGGCAAAUCCCAAGAGCCAGAGGAAGAUCGGGAACCUAUUCUCCUGGAGAUUACCAAUACAGAAAUAUCCCAGAGUUCGGUACAGACAAUGGUCAAAAUCAAGUCCCAGAGCCCGGUAAAAGACAAUCAACGCUCGAGCAGAAAUCCUAUCACUCCUGAUGAGGCCAGGAUCAUUAUGAGGAUGAGACACGUCGAAGGGUCAAGUUGGAAGGAUAUUGCUGCUGCUAUGCCAGGAAGGACUGCCUUCCAGGUUACUCAGUGGAACCAUAUACAUUGGCAAAACAGGAAAUUAAACCCGCCCAAGUCUUCUGAGCCUUGGUCAAAUGAGGAUCGAAAGCAACUAGCUAGGUUCAAAGAUGAGGAAGGCAUGUCAUGGACUGAUAUUCAGAAGGGAUUUCCCGGCCACACGAAAGCAGAAAUCGAAUUCGAGCUCCUGCGGCUUUGGAUAGGUGGUGCCACAGAAACGGACCACGGCAGUGGGCAUCAAGAUACAAAGAGUCACGAUGACCUCGGCACACAUUCAGUCACGACAAUCUCUCAGGUACCCCCACCUGCCAACAUUGCCAAUAAGGAGAAACAUCUCUUGGCACAUACGCAAAAUGACCCAUCGACACCACAAAGACAAAAACGUAGCACGUCUAAGCGUCCAGACUCCACAUACCUUGACUUCGAAGACUUGAUAGAAACGGGCUCUCUGGCAGAAGACUCCGAUGGCCUCCAAACGUCGGGUCUCUCCUCGAUUCAGCUGGAUGCCAGGGAGAAUGGAGGCAGUUCAGCCCGCUUCAAGAGAUCGCCAUCGAAGAGCCUGGUUUCGCCUCUGGCUAAACGUUCUAGCCUGUCAAACUCGCGGCGUUCGGUGUUUUUCUAAUAACCGAUCCGGCAAUUUACCGGCGCGAUGUUACCUCCGAAAGAUGGCUUCGGCAUUAUAAGCAUAUUCAUCGCCUCGUCUUUUUUAAUCACUCUUGCAUGCUCCAGCGAUGCGCUGAAAUGGCAGCGUACCUUGUUCAUGGCUCUUCCUUCGCAUUCAGGACAUCCUCCAACUUAGUAUCGACUACACCGCCAACGUCCCCGGCCUGGGCCCAGAACCUUGAUAGGUGCCUCGAGCCGGAAUCUGACAAGAUUGUGACAAUCCUAUGGCCCGGGCCCAGUUUCUGGGCAGUCUUCACUGCCGCAAAACCUAUAUUUUGGAGUAUAUCAUCUCAGUCAUCUUUCCCUCACAAUGUCACAAUAUAUAACUUACAGUUCACCGCGCUGCUACUCCCGACAAAGAUGCCGUCUUUCUCAACCAACCACCUAGCCAUCGCCAAUGCCUGGGCAUCGGUGACU
Paecilomyces variotii is the source of this 2762-nucleotide messenger RNA. RefSeq lists its product as hypothetical. The transcript has a single exon. Bases 160 to 2304 code for a protein of 714 amino acids. Gene Ontology annotation, molecular function: histone binding; protein heterodimerization activity. Gene Ontology annotation, cellular component: nucleus. The record is from RefSeq and is a predicted model, not a curated record. NCBI's taxonomy places the organism in Eukaryota, Fungi, Ascomycota, Eurotiomycetes, Eurotiales, Thermoascaceae.